CAGCACUUCAUCACAAAAUAGUGUGAUAUAAAAGCGCAUUUUGUCACCGUCUGGAAUUAAUUAAAAAAUGAAUAACGUUAAGUUGUUGUUGUUCUUUUUGGGUGCGCUGGCUACAGCAGAAGCCACAAUUUAUGUGUGUAUUCCCACACAAUCGUCUGACGCAACAAGUGCAAGCGCUGAUGACGUAUUUAAAAGCAUUGUAAACGAUGCUUCAAAAAAAAUCAAAGCUGAUGCAGACGAGCCUAAUGCGGUAAUCGAACACGUAGACCUUAAUAUCACCCAUCCUGCUAUUAGGCUAGUGGGGCCCAUCGAUGACGUCAAAAUCUACAACUUGCUCGAUUUUCGAAUAUGUUUUUUGGAAAAUAUAAUUCCCGACCCUGGUCACUACCAAUUUGACGUUUUUAAUCUCACGUUCCACAAUGUAAGAGUGGAAGGUGUUUACAAUGUAACCGGGGACCUGGCGGACAUCUUUGACGUGUACGGAGACGGAAAUUUCUGGGUCGAACUACAUAAUUUGUCGCUCGCGAUGGUCAACUGCACUAUUAACAUAACGUCGGAUGGAAUAUGCCUCCCUGUGAAUUUAGAGAUCGACCUACAAGAGAUACGAAACCAUUUCUCUGGACUUAUGGGCGACGACGAGCUGGAGGACCUAUUCAACAGAGUCGUAACAGAUAUAGUUCCUGAAGCUCUGAAGAUUGUUUGGCGGGAACUGGAGGACAUGUUCGAUGCAGCGCUACAAGAUGAGAUUCAAGAUAUUAUUAACGCUAUUUUUGGUGGUGGCUUUCCUGCCUCCCUCGUCACUACUUUCAACGACGCCCAAAACGGGAAACCCAAGUCAAAGUCGUACUGUUACCCAGAGUGACCAAAAAUCUCAUUCUCAUCGAUUUAUUUUUCAUGCACAUUCGCUACAUACGUUUUUAUAAUACCUAUAUACUUCGAGUUAGUCUAUGUACAUAGCCGGUAUAAAACACAUCAAAAAUAUAUUUGGUUUUAGCUUUGUA
Molecule: messenger RNA, 1001 nt
Organism: Zophobas morio
Lineage: Eukaryota; Metazoa; Arthropoda; Insecta; Coleoptera; Tenebrionidae
Exons: 6
Coding region: 68-862 (264 amino acids)
Source: RefSeq, a predicted model, not a curated record